Messenger RNA from Ilex paraguariensis (yerba mate), 264 nucleotides. NCBI's taxonomy places the organism in Eukaryota, Viridiplantae, Streptophyta, Magnoliopsida, Aquifoliales, Aquifoliaceae. The record is from the annotation of a GenBank genome assembly.
GUUAGAGAGAAUGUUAAACUCAGCAUGGAUUCAAAGCACGGAGGAGAGAGAAUGCCUGAGACGAGUCAUGGUGGUGCAAUCAGUUCAAAUCUUGAGGAGACGAAGGCUUCUGUGAAAUUCAGCCGAGGAGCAAUUUCAGGUCUUAUUCCGAUCAAGUCUCUGGUUUCAGUUUCCUGGCAUGUGCCCCACAGGAACAGGGACGAACAUCCUGGGUUUUACUCGGAUUAUUCUAGGCCGAGGACACGCCCUCCCUCUCACAACUGA